Molecule: messenger RNA, 1019 nt
Organism: Rhodamnia argentea
Lineage: Eukaryota; Viridiplantae; Streptophyta; Magnoliopsida; Myrtales; Myrtaceae
Exons: 2
Coding region: 358-825 (155 amino acids)
Source: RefSeq, a predicted model, not a curated record
UGCUCAGUGUUCGGAAAUUGUGUAAACGAAGCAUCCACAAGCUCUCUCUCUCUCUCUCUCUCUGACUCCCUUGUUCGCUCGCUCGUUCGAUCGGGGAUUCUGGGAUUUCGGGGAAGUUAAGAGUAAGAAAUCGCUCGUGUUGGGGGGCACGCGAAGCUUCGAUUUUUCUUUUGAAAUGGUUGUGAUGUGUUGCGAAGCUUUCGUCGCUGAAGAAGAGACGAUUGAAGAAGGCGAGUGGGAGAAAGAGAGAUAACGGGGGAAGGAAGUUUUGAUUCGCGAAGCAGACGAGCGGUUGGGAUUUGGGAAAGAAGCGCCGGCGGGGGUCUCUUCCAAUUUGCUUCUGCUGGGUUUUUAACCAUGUCCGCAACCAUAGUAAGUGACCCUUUGGUGAUCUCAACCCCGGAGGCUCAACCAUCUGCCAUACUCGGGGGCACAGCUCAAAUUGAUGUGGAAUCCGCCAUAUGUGACUGCUGUGGGUUGACAGAAGAAUGCACACCUGCGUACAUCGAACGCAUCCGAGAGCGAUAUCACGGUAAAUGGAUAUGCGGGCUCUGCGCGGAGGCCAUAAAAGAUGAAAUUGUAAGAACAGAGAGGCUUGUUAGUACUGAAGAGGCCAUGACCAGGCAUAUGAACUUCUGCAAGAAGUUCAAGUCAUCAGAGCCACCUCCAGAUCCUACAGUACACUUGAUAUCUGCCAUGAGACAUCUUCUAAGGCGGAGUUUGGAAUCGAGAUCCCCCCCUAGCAGCCCGAUGAGGAAAGAGACGCGAAUGCCUCGCACGCCGCUGACUCGGUCAGAAAGCUGCUUUUCGACUCUAACUGGCUGAUUGGGACAUGCAGAAUGGAAACAGGAAAUAGGUGAAAGCGGUGCAUCAAGCGUUGCAUCUAGUACAAAAUAAUGGAAAAAGAAAAGAAUCGAGGAUAGAUGCUUGUUACAGAAGCUGGUAUCAUGAAAUACGGAAGUUCUCUUUGUUAUUGGAAAUCUAAUUUCUCUUUAGAAGAUUUUGGCAUCUGGGUCUCA